Molecule: messenger RNA, 1461 nt
Organism: Hyalella azteca
Lineage: Eukaryota; Metazoa; Arthropoda; Malacostraca; Amphipoda; Hyalellidae
Exons: 3
Coding region: 5-505 (166 amino acids)
Source: RefSeq, a predicted model, not a curated record
CCGGAUGGCAGGAGGCGGGGCACCGCGGGCCGCGGCGGGUUCACUGCUGCGCUUCCGCGGCGACGCGCCAACCGCCUCGAACGUGGCACUAGGGAAACCAACGCGCGCUUCUUCGGUCCUUUAUCCUGAUAAUUACGCCGCCCGAGCCACGGAUGGAAAGUUUGACAGCAUUUUCCACUCCGACACUGAAGCCAAGCCGUACUUGGUGGUUGACUUGGGCGCUGCCUUCAGCAUCGAGUCGGUCAGGGUCAUGCCGAGGCUUGAUUUCAACUCCUCUCGCUUCAUGGGUGUUGAAGUGCGUACUGGGCUGACACAGGUACAGGGCCCAGACUUCACAUCCUACACGAGACUGGCUCUGUUCCCUGGUCCAGCCUACCUGCCGACGACAUGGUUCACCCAGAACCUUACCCAGCCAGUCGCUGGUCGCUAUGUAUCGGUUCAGAGAACUGCAGAGCCAGGCGGCUUGCUCGAGAUCACUGAACUGGAGGUCUUUGCCCGUCAAUGAAUCAUUGUGUUGACUAAAAAAUGGACUACCUGAUUGGGAAUACUGGCAGGAAUAUUGCAAGUCAUUUCAUGUGUUACAAUGACAUAUUUGUCAAUAAAACUACAAUGUAUGUUACAACAAGGAUGAGUUUUCAGCUAGCUUCGCUUUCGUCCUAACUUGCAUGAUGGUUGAGCGUUGGUUUCAAAGUUACGCUGUGUGGACAAGCAGUUCAGUGAUGCAUGACGCGAGACUUGCAAGCAUGAUCAACGAAUCCAUAACUUAUAUGUGCCAUAUUAUUCGCUACAUUCGAUGAAUAACAUGAUUCAAUUUAAAGAAAUAUUCAUGCUACUCGCCGGUAAAUGCAUUUUUAAGAAUUUUACGGUAAUGUGUACAUGGAAUUUGACUUGCAAGUUUAAGGCGUACAAAACUGAAGUAAAGUAAAGACGCACUCAGAAAUAACUGUGGAAUAAUAAAAAAAUUUAACGGCUGAGUACACUUCUUUUUGGAUGCAUGCAUUUAGGACAUUCACAUGAAGCACCAACAAUUCCAUAUGCUCCUAAUACCAAGGUCAAAUUGAACUGAUAAUCAAUUUUUAACGUUGAAAAUAUCGUUUCACUUUCGUAUACAUGUUUCAAUGAAAUCCAUGCUAGAAAAUUUACAAACAAAUGAAUAUGAUAUUGUUAUAAGUUGAGAGUGAUAUAUAUUUAACUCAUCACAAUAUAUUUCUACAAAAAAUCAAGUUAAAAAAUUGUUUCUCGGUGUUGCUGGUGGGUGGCGCUUGAUAGGCGUCGAUGGUGGUGCUUCAGCUUGGGUGAUGCAUAUAUAGGCACCAACUCAAUUUACGUGUUAACUGGUGGGUGCUACAAGUAUUUCUGAUAAUGGCUGAAGUGCAGGAAAAUUCUAAGAAACACUCCUAUAUGUCGUAUAGAAGUCUUCAUGCACUAUAUUUUUUUUCUGGAGAGCGAGUUGUGGUAUGC